Molecule: messenger RNA, 564 nt
Organism: Caenorhabditis angaria
Lineage: Eukaryota; Metazoa; Nematoda; Chromadorea; Rhabditida; Rhabditidae
Source: the annotation of a GenBank genome assembly
AUGGAUAAAAGUGUGGUGAUGGCGGGUCUGGCGGGAAUUUGUGGCGCAACUGGCGCGAUUUCCGGAAAACUCGCUUUCGAUGGCGGAUUCGACCAAAUCACCGUGAGUUUUUGAAAGAAAGUUUGGAAAAGCGCGGGAAUUUCGAAUUUCCAGACUUUCUCUUGCCUCGCAGUCUUCAUUGUGGCAAAUAUUGCGAUGUGGGCAACGUACACAAGAUCUUUAGCACUUUCAACAUCCACUUCCACACCGCUUCUCAUCAAUAUGUCUUUCAAUUUCGCUGUAACGGUAUGAUUUUCAAUGAAAUAUAUGUUUUCUAGUGGAUUUCGACGAACUCAAUGAGCUAUGACUUGGCAAAACUCAUCAGGCAGUUGAGAUUUGCAAUUUUGGACCACAAGAUCAGCCAAAAUUCUCUAGAAAUUCGAAAUUUUGCAGGGAAUUAUGGGGAAGUUGGUGUUCAACGAAUCGCACAGUGAAAUCUGGUGGUUUUUCCUGAGUCUUCUCAUUUUGGGUCUUGUAAUGUUGCUAGGCGAUUCAUCAAAAACCGACGAGGAGAAAAACGAUUAA